AUGGAAGUAUCCGAGGAUACCGUCCAGAGGAUUCAAAAAUUUGUUCAGAACCGCCAAGCAGCGGAGACGGAGGCCGCCGGAGAGCCGCUAAGAGCAACCAACUUACAAGCUUAUACACAUCGGCUGGAUGAAACUCUGCGUGAGCUUCAGGAGCAGGUUCGGCGCCAAGAAGAUGAAUUGAAGAAGCUUCGGGAAAUUCGCUCCCAUGGUCUGUUGGACAACUUAAACGAUCCUUGGGUCCGAGUGGCGCAAGCGCGACGCGCCAAAAAAGCAUACGAUUCAUUGCUCAAAGCAGAAGAUGAUCUUCCGCCUAGAGGUUCAAUCCUGCCUUCGCUCGUAGCAGUCGCGGAUACCUCUCAGCUCAUUAAAGAGAGCAAGGUAUCCGUGACAGUCACCGCAGAAAAAAUAUCAACAGAUCGGGAGCGCCUCCGAGUUGAAGAGGCAAAUCUGCGAGACUCACGCGCAAUCGCACACGGACUCCGGGAACGCAUACAGCAUAUCCGCAGCACUAAUGGGCGCAAGCAAAAGCAAACGCCGACCCAGCUAGCCCAAGACCUGGUCAAGGAGCAGAAAAGGAAGAACAAGGAACUGGAUCGUGCCUCUGCAGCUCUGAAGGUUUCACUUGACAGUUUCAUCGAUGAGAGGCUGGCUCCGAUGCUUGCUGCCGAGGACCUAGGUGGUCCAACUGUUGGUGAUGCCCUCGAGGUAUCUGACGCUACGUUGAAGGCGGGCUACACAGCUCAUGGAAAGCCGAAAAAGCCAAAGCAACCAGCCGGGCCCGAGAGUAGCUCGCAGCAACGGAUUGAUCGGUUUUUGCAGCGCAAUGAUGAUAGCUUGAAUCAAAUGACUCAGCGAGAAGCUGCUGCCACCGAGGUGCACGAGCUAUUGGAUGCACUGCUGGAGGCCGGAAACUCCUAUGUGGAUCUGAAACGCGACUCGGCUGCUUCAAGAUUCCUUGUCAGGUCCAAGGUCGCCCAGUUCCACCCGCGAGAUGCACGACGAUUACGGCUGAUUGACUUUGGUCGAUCGUUGGGUAACUAG
Penicillium maclennaniae is the source of this 1041-nucleotide messenger RNA. RefSeq lists its product as uncharacterized. Lineage: Eukaryota; Fungi; Ascomycota; Eurotiomycetes; Eurotiales; Aspergillaceae. The transcript has 2 exons. Gene Ontology annotation, cellular component: nucleus. Bases 1 to 1041 code for a protein of 346 amino acids. The record is from RefSeq and is a predicted model, not a curated record. Gene Ontology annotation, biological process: kinetochore assembly; mitotic sister chromatid segregation.